AUGUCUGGUCGUGGUAAAGGUGGCAAAGUUAAGGGAAAGGCAAAGUCCAAUCGUGCUGGUCUUCAAUUCCCCGUCGGUCGUAUCCAUCGUCUGUUGCGCAAAGCCGCUGUCAUGGAAUAUUUGGCUGCUGAAGUCUUGGAAUUGGCUGGCAAUGCUGCCCGUGACAACAAGAAGACUCGUAUCAUUCCCCGUUACUUGCAAUUGGCCAUCCGUAACGACGAAGAAUUGAACAAAUUGCUGUCUGGCGUUACCAUUGCCCAAGGUGGUGUAUUGCCAAACAUCCAAGCUGUUCUCUUGCCCAAGAAGACCGAAAAGAAAGCCUAA
Molecule: messenger RNA, 324 nt
Organism: Musca domestica (house fly)
Lineage: Eukaryota; Metazoa; Arthropoda; Insecta; Diptera; Muscidae
Product: histone H2A-like
Exons: 2
Coding region: 1-324 (107 amino acids)
Cellular component (GO): nucleosome
Molecular function (GO): structural constituent of chromatin; protein heterodimerization activity; DNA binding
Source: RefSeq, a predicted model, not a curated record